Molecule: messenger RNA, 9908 nt
Organism: Leopardus geoffroyi (Geoffroy's cat)
Lineage: Eukaryota; Metazoa; Chordata; Mammalia; Carnivora; Felidae
Gene: ZHX3
Product: zinc fingers and homeoboxes 3
Exons: 5
Coding region: 784-3654 (956 amino acids)
Biological process (GO): regulation of transcription by RNA polymerase II
Cellular component (GO): nucleus
Molecular function (GO): DNA binding; DNA-binding transcription factor activity, RNA polymerase II-specific
Source: RefSeq, a predicted model, not a curated record
GUAGAAGAGAAAGAAUAGACAGGUAGUCCGGCAGUGGCAGUUGCGAUUUAAGAUGACCAGGCUUAGGCGGACCAAGCCCUGAAACCCAUAGCAAGAUGGGACAGGUCAAGGAGGGCUUUGAAAAGCUUGAACAAUAAGUUGAAAUUAGUUAGACGAAGAAGGGUGCGAAUGAUGUUUUGGGUGUAGAGACUGGUUAGUACAAAGGCCCUACAGAGCUACCUGGGGGUAGUUCAGUCUUGAAGAUGAAGAUACAUGAGAACACCAGGAGGAGGAUAUUUAGAAGAGCAACGUUCAUGGCAUAGGUGAACGGGAGGCAAGGGAAGUGCCGAAGGAAGGAGCUAGUAAACCACGGAUACCUGCCGGGAGAUUCUGCACAGCAUUGCGAAGAGAUGGCAUAGAUGUACACACAGCAAAAUGGAUGGGGCUUAUAGCGUCAGGUGGGGAAAGCGGCCGAAGAGCGAGAAGGCACAACAGUUCUCCGGUUUUACUGAGGGCUGAAUUGCAGCUGCCCAAGCAACAAGUGGACCUUUAAAGAUGCAUACAGGGCUGCAAGAGAUGAAGGGAGAAAGUGGAGAGACCAAUGAAGGGAGGAAAAAGCAUGUUUCCUGGGUUUAAUAGGAAAAACUUGCCUUCUGCAAACAACUGAAAAAACUGCCCUCAGAAACCGUUUCUUUGGCCCUCAUGGAGCAGCUGGAACUUCCACAGUGAGGCCCUGGACAGGACAAGCUCUCUCUCCUGCCACCCGCCCCGCCCCGGCCCCGAUCAGCCAGAGCGGUGGUCGCCAUGGCCAGCAAGAGGAAAUCCACCACCCCGUGUAUGAUCCCGGUAAAGGCGGUGGUGCUGCAGGAGGCCGGUGUGGAGGCCCAGCCGGCUGAGACCUUGCCUGAGGGGCCCCAGCAAGAGCCGCCCCCUGAAGUGCCCGCCGGGGGCAGUGGGGAGGUGACUCAGAUGCCCAGCAGUACCGACGGCACCACACUGGCCAAUGGGCACCGGAGCACUUUAGACGGCUAUUCCUAUUCCUGCAGAUACUGUGACUUCAGAUCCCAGGACAUAACCCAAUUUGUGGGGCACAUGAACUCAGAGCACACAGACUUUAACAAGGACCCAACUUUUGUAUGCACUGAAUGCAGUUUUCUGGCAAAAACUCCUGAGGGGCUUUCUCUGCACAAUGCCAAGUGUCACUCAGGGGAAGCCAGCUUUGUGUGGAAUGUGGCCAAGCCAGACAAUCAUGUAGUUGUGGAGCAGAGUGUCCCCGAGAGUACCUGCACUCCCGACGUCUCGAGUGAGCCCAACACCGAAGGGACCGACGGACAGGCCGAAAUCAUUAUUACCAAAACCCCAAUCAUGAAGAUAAUGAAAGGCAAAGCUGAAGCCAAAAAAAUUCAUACGCUCAAGGAGAACAUCCCCAGUCAGCCUGUCGGUGACGCGGCCUUACCAAACCCAUCGGCAGGGGAGACCGAGGUGAAGGAGGGGGACCACUCCUUUGUCGACGGGGCGGUCCCGGUCGGUCAGCCAGCCGCCGGCUCGGCGAAAGCGCCACACGUGGCCAACGGGCCCCCGAUGGGAGCGGUGCCAGUCCUGCCAGCCGGCCUCGCCCAGUUCCUCCCCCUGCAGCAGCCACCCCCCGGGCGCGCCCAGCACCACCACCAGCCGCCGCCCACCUCCAAGUCCCUCCCCAAGGUGAUGAUCCCCCUGAGCAGCAUCCCCACCUACAACGCGGCCAUGGACUCCAACAGCUUUCUGAAGAACUCGUUCCACAAGUUCCCCUACCCUACCAAAGCCGAGCUCUGCUAUCUGACUGUGGUCACCAAGUAUCCGGAGGAACAGCUCAAGAUCUGGUUCACGGCCCAAAGGCUGAAGCAGGGCAUCAGCUGGUCCCCUGAGGAGAUCGAGGACGCCCGGAAGAAGAUGUUCAAUACGGUCAUUCAGUCUGUGCCCCAGCCCACGAUCACCGUCCUCAACACGCCCCUGGUUGCCAACGCCGGCGGCGUCCAACACCUCAUCCAGGCCGCCCUCCCAGGCCACGUGGUGGGGCAGCCAGAGGGCACGGCAGGUGGCCUGCUGGUCACUCAGCCACUGAUGGCCAACGGGCUGCAGGCGCCUGGCUCGUCCCUGCCGCCGGCAGUCACGUCCGUCCCCAAGCCGCCCGCCGUGGCGCCCAUCAACACGGUGUGCUCCAACACGACGUCGGCUGUGAAGGUGGUGAACGCGGCUCAGUCGCUGCUCACGGCGUGCCCCAGCAUCACCUCCCAGGCCUUCCUCGACGCCAGCAUCUACAAAAACAAGAAGUCUCAUGAGCAGCUGUCGGCUCUGAAAGGAAGCUUCUGUCGGAACCAGUUCCCGGGCCAGAGCGAGGUGGAGCAUCUGACCAAAGUGACGGGCCUCAGCACCAGAGAGGUGCGCAAGUGGUUCAGCGACCGCAGGUACCACUGCCGGAACCUGAAGGGCUCCAGGCCUGUGCUGCCCGGCGACCAUGGCCCCGUCAUCCUCGACCCCGGGCCAGACACGCCCUUCGCCCCGGCAGCCAAGGCCCCAGAGGGGCCCUGCGUCCCACCGGCGGCCACCCUGGCCGCCCCUCCUUCAGCCAGACGGCAGGCCUGGCACCAGACCCCCGACUUCACGCCAACCAGGUACAAGGAGCGAGCCCCCGAGCAGCUCCGAGCCCUGGAGAGCAGUUUUGCACAAAACCCCCUUCCUCCCGAUGAGGAGCUGGACCGCCUGCGGACUGAAACCAAGAUGACUCGGAGGGAGAUCGACAGCUGGUUCUCGGAGAGACGCAAGAAAGUGAGCGCCGAGGACACCAAGAGGGCCGAUGAGGGUGCCGCUCCGGAGGAGGCGGCGGUGGCUGCGGAGGACGACGUGGGAGAAGAGGAGCUGGCUGGCGACCUGAGGGUCCCUGGCGGAGACGGCUCCCCAGAAGGGGCCGGUGGCCACGCGCUGGCUGAGCGUAAGGUCAGCCCCAUCAAGAUCAACCUCAAGAACCUGCGAGUCACCGAAGCCAACGGCAAGGGCGAGCUCCCGGGGCUGGGCGCCUGCGAGCCCGUGGACGGCGGGCCCGGCGAGCCGGCCGAGCAGCCCCCGGGCAAGGCAAGCUGCAAGAAGACGGCCCAGCAGCGGCACCUGCUGCGGCAGCUCUUUGUGCAGACGCGGUGGCCCAGCAACCAGGACUACGACUCCAUCAUGGCGCAGACCGGCCUGCCGCGGCCCGAGGUGGUGCGCUGGUUCGGGGACAGCAGGUACGCCCUGAAAAACGGCCAGCUCAAGUGGUACGAGGACUACAAGCGGGGCAACUUCCCCCCGGGGCUGCUGGCGGUCGCCCCUGGCAGCCGGGAGCUGCUGCAGGACUACUACCUGAGGCACCAGACGCUCUUCGAGCGGGACCUGCAGAGCCUGUGCGACAAGACCCAGAUGAGCUCCCAGCAGGUCAAGCAGUGGUUCGCUGAGAAGAUGGGCGAGGAGACCCGGGCCGUGGUGGACACCGGCGGCGAGGACCAGGGCACCGGUGAGCCCGCGGCGACUCACAGAGGGACUGGUGACGGGUACUCGGAGGUGUCGGAGAACAGUGAGUCGUGGGAGCCCGGAGCCCCCGAGGCCAGCUCGGAGCCCUCUGACGCGCCGAGUCCCCAGGCUGCACUGGAGCUGGAAACGGACUGAAUUUGAACUGAUGACACUGAAGGACUGGCCAGUCUGGGAUGCCGCCUGCCACAUGAAGGGGCUCCACCCGACUCUCCGCUGCCACAUGCUGUUCCCACGCCCGCCGCUGGGCACACACGAGAGCUUCUGGAGGCCUCGCUGCCAGCCCGGAGCCCACUGCCACCUUGGGCCCGCCACCACCAAGCGAGCCAGCCAGCGGGGAUCGCAGAGUCCUCGUCAGUUCUUCCUCCCACAAUGUAGGACCUUUCCUUUGCCUUCCAGUGGAUAAAAUAGUUCAGAUUUCAUAUUCAUAGACACAAAUCAAGUUUUUAACAUAUAAAUCUGCCUAUACACAUUUAAUAAAACGUCAGAUUGUAAACACUUUCAUUACAUAGAAACUUUGGUUAGCAAGCAGUACAUUGCCGUCUACGUCAUCUCUGAACAUGCCCCGUGUCUCUUCUCUAGAGAUCCCUGGGGCCACGCAUCCCCUCGGCAGCAGGCCGGGGCACCGCACACUCAGAGGCGUACCUGUGCGCUCCUCCACGAAGGCAGGGCUUUUGAAGAGGUCUCUGCUGUCACGCCGGGCUCGCGUCGCCCUGCGGGAUGAUAAUCUGUGCAGAAGCGCCGGUCCCUGCGGUUUGUACGUGAUGGCGCGUGCUCGUCCCGCCCGAAAGUCCUUACAGCCCUUCUCCUUUUUCAUGGGCGUCAGAAGCAUGGACCAGAACUUUUCGGUUCUCAGAUCACCUUAGAGAAACGUUUGUUGUCAAGCCUGAUGUACUGACCUAUGUGCCCACAUUUUUGUUUUUGUUUUUGUUUUUAAUCUAGAUGUGUUGAGAGUGAGAGGGAAAUUGAGAAAAAGGGGGCUUAAAGUGGAAGCGUGCAGCCCCGGCAGGUGGCUUUGGCCGCUGUGGUGUUCAGAGCCCUUGACCCUCACUCACUUCAAGGCUGCCUUUGGUUGGGAAGGAAGACCUGCACUCAGCCAGUAGUCCGAGUGAGAGCUGACAGGAUCUGGGACUCCGGAGUUCUCAGAGCUGGGGUGGGCUUGCACGCGGGGGUUCCUGGCGGGACGCCCAGAGUACUCGCGGCCCUCACGCCAAGGGCCUGGCUGGGUGCUGGACAUCACCGGACAGGUGCUUGUGAGGAUUUUUCAAGUUCUGCAUUUCUGUCCCCAAAACUUGGAAACAAAAUCUUGGUCUACUUUAGCCUAAUCCUCCCAUCCGUUUUUUUUGUUUUGAGAAAAUCACAGGAAAAGGUGCUUUUGCAACACUGGGGAACUUGCUUACAGAGCUGUACUACAUGGUAAAUCCUUCUCUCCCCAAGACGGGCUGCUCUGACAGCAGCGGGUGGAGGGUGGGGCAGGCAGAAGGCCCGUCACGUGUACUUCUCACCUUCUGGGGACCACCCGCUUCCCAAAGCACCGCGACCUCAUGAGCACGCUCCUCCCGGGCCCAGGCUGGGUGAGUGGCAGGGCCUUUGGGCAAGAAACCCUGGUGGUGGGCUAGGCGUCGUCCUUCUCCCCAACCCCACGCGGGAACUGAACUGCGUGGGGCACUGUGCUGGCUUGGCUCCAAGGACUGAAGGUGGUGGUGGCGCCUCCUGCCUUCCAGGAGAGGGGCUGUCUUUGCCAACCCCAAGCCCUUGAGCCCCUGUUCUUCUAAAGUGUCUUCUCUUCUCCCAGGCCCUGUAGGGACCACCUCUUAGUUGUUAACAAGUGAGUACUUGGCAAGUUUUGCACCCCAUGUUUGUGUCCUUUCCAUCUGAGUGUGAAGCUCUUUAGCCCCAAGGGCCUGUUUCCAGAAUUGCCAAGAGUGGUGAGUGAUUCUUCCUUCAAAGAACAGACACCUGGGAUUUUUCCUUUAGUGUUUAUGUACAUGCAGAUUAAUUUAUAUAUACACAUAGAUACAGGACAAAUACUCACUUUGAUACUUUACUCAGAAGAUGUACAUCUGAGGUGUGCACCUGAGGAAUCUAGUGGCGUGUGGGUGCCGGGGACAGUAGCCUGUGUUGAAGGCAGUGCUGGGAUCCCAGGUGCGGCUGGGGUGGCCCAGCCGGAAACCAUCAGUGUCUGAGACACCACCCUGCGGGCCCCGCUCCAAGUCCUGCACAUACUGGCCAGAGGGUUGUGUCUUUAGAGAGGCUUUUCUUGGUUAUUUAAUUUGUGUUCAUAUUUCAUUUACAACCCAAACAGCAAAACUAAAAACGAAUUACGUGGUAGACAAGUUGGUGCAGGACAUAGGGACCCCGCCUCGGCACCAGCCUGUCUUUGAAAGGUGGGAAAGCUCCGUCCGGUGCUGCCGCCUGGGCGUGUUUUCCUCACAGAUGUUCGCUCUCCCGGCGCCCAGGGCCACCCCGCACAUGGCAGGACCGCCCAGGUAAGGAGCCCCGCAGACUGGAUGGCUCCUCCCCCCACUGUGCUCUUGGACCGGAUUGGGUAGUGGGGUUGGAGCCUCAGACAAUGAAAGGUGAAGGCAAGAGAGACAGGUCAGCGAGCGGUGGCCCAGGAGAUGUUGCAGCAGGUGCACAGGGCUUUGGGCGCUUGAGGAAUACAGCUGCCCCGGCACGCGGAAGCACGCUGGCCCAGAACCGGAACUGCACCCCGUGCGUCGGGCCCCUGUCGUGAGACAGAUCACUGCGGUUUUGCACACCGCCGGAGGGUGUCUGCGAUGUCGCCUCCAUUAAGAAGGCAGUCUGUGGGCUGUAGAGCUGAGAGAGGUGGGACGGGGUUUCCUAAAGUGACUGGUCGUUCCCCUCUUCUCCCGACGCACUUGGACUUGUCACGGUAGUAAUCUUUGGUGUUUCUUGUUGCCUGUCUUGCACGUUUGGUUUAUUAAUAUUUUUACACGGAGUUGUAGAUCCAGUUUUAAUAGGUGAAACUAGAUCAUCAUUCUGAUCAGAGAAAUCUGAAUUUAUGAUACAUACACUUUGCAUAUUAAAAAAAUUUUUUUUAAUGUUUCUUUUUGAGAGAGAGAAACAGAGCGCAAAUUGGGACAGAGGCAGAGAGAGAGAGAGAGACACAGAAUCCGAAGCAGGCUCCAGGCUCUGAGCUGUCAGCACAGAGCCCAACACGGGGCUCAAACCUACGAACUGCCAGAUUAUGACCUGAGCCAAAGUUGGAUGCUUAACCAACUGAGCCACCCAGGCGCCCCUACUUUGCAUAUUUUGAUUACUUAUUUGAAUUCUUGACUAUUAAAGAGCUUUUUGAUUUGAGAGGAGCGUUCCCAUUUUUGGGAGUCGAGGGUUCCAGAGUGUUGGAUGGCCUGUUGGUGUUUGGGGUUUGGUAGCAUCAUGUGACUUAGAGCUCCUGGCUUGGCCAAGCUGCGUGGGUGACCAAAGCACCAGGACCUGAAGGCCUGCUUUCCAGAAGGACAGGUGCGGGAGCUGGGCAGGGUGCUGUACUGACGGUGCCGUCCGAGCUGGCCGUGGGAGGCUGACCCACCGGGAAGUUUCUGCAGGUUUUCUAGGCUGAGUUGUGGCUCUUAUCCUGCACAGGUCCUGUGUUACCUCCCUCUUCCCUCUGGCUCUGGGACAUCUGUGCCGGGCCGCCUUCCAUGGAGGGUGGGCGUUGGCCUUUCUGGCUGGGUGCUCGCCUUGUCCGCACACCCUCCUCGGCAGCCUGCCUGUGCUGCCCGCUCUCAGCCCUGUUGCCUUGUGUCUGCCUGUUCUCUUCUUGUACCGAGAUCCUUGGGUUUGAGCAGCUUUGUCAGUUUAAAUGCCACAGUCCACGUGGAUAAAGGCACUUUGUAGAAGAGAACCAGCCAAACCAAACCUGAAAUUUGGGUUUUUUCUAAUUUUCCCCCCUUUUCCUUGCUCAGAGUUUACUCAGGGCAGGUUAUUGAUUUGACCCACCUUUUGUAUUAAGUUUACAUUUUCCUUUAUCUUAUCAAUGUGGAAGGCUCAGUUGUAAGCCAGAGAAGAAAAAUCCUGUAGAUGUGCUAGGGUCCACACAGCUACUUCCAGGCCAGAGCCAGCAGCUUCCUGGGGCAGGAGGCAAACAGGGCUGGGCUCUCCUCACUACUGCCCGGGGCCGUCUCCAGGUCUCCUGACUCCACUGCUUUGCUGAGGAGCACAGGCUCGCCUAGCCUUCUUCCUGCCCAGACCUUGGGGCGCAUCUCCGUGUGGCUUGGGGACCGUCUGGCACCUGAGAAAGCAGGGAGUGGGGAGCCGAGCUUUCUUUUGAAUGGACCCCUCCCCAAGCCCGGCUUCGAUCUGAGGUAACCAUCGUGCUGUUUCUCUGGCCACUUAGAACAGCCAGGCUGUGCGACACCAGGGCUGAGAUAACUAGGCAACGUCUCAACAAAGUGACGGGUUUUGAUUUGGGCCAAGUGCCUGGGUAGAGGUGACGAUCAUGAGUGCCACCCACGCAAGCUCUAAGUCCCACACGGAAUGGCGAGGCCUGUGUUGUGUACCUUGGCACCGGUCAUCCCAGGAAGGCAGUCCACCGAGCCACCCAGCAUCUGUAUGUGGGGGGUGUAAAGUAAAGGGCUCAGGGCAUUUGGCCCGGGGGGGUGAUCCAGGGUCUGCUUUUCUGUUCUUCAGUCCUGAGCGCACUUGUGAAGACUGGCCAUUAACCUGGCUUGUCUUCACCAGACUGGAGAUCGGACAGCCCGGAUCCAGCAGGAAGCAACGAUUCUACCUGCCAAAGUCCGGAGCAGGGGCAGAAACCUGAUGCCCGGCACGGCCUAGGCAGGCGCUGGUCACCCCAUGGACAAGGGUGGGAGCAAGCACCUGCUGCCUUGACUUUUAAAAACGCUCUCCUUGGUUUGCAGGACCGCCAGGAUCCGCAAAGAGCAUAUGGCUACUGCUCUGCUGUCACCAGCCCCAAGGCUUUAGCAGCCCUCAGCGCCUGGCCCUUGUGGCUGCUCAGGCUGGAGCCAGAAGGAGGGGUCUGCACAGUGAGCAGGGCCCUUCUGGCGGGGGCAGGGGUAGCUGCCUUCUCUCCUGCUGUCUGCUGGGGGCAGGUGGCAAGCCAGGGUACCGGAGAGGGGUCUGAGCGUCCACCUGCCGUUAGUGCCUCUUCUUCUGGAGCCUGGCCCUCCUCUGUGUGCACGUGCGUACCCCUGAGCACUUGAAUGUUGAUGAAUAGCUUUUCCUGGCUAAUGCUUUUAUAACUGUUGUUCCUUUCCACUAUAAGUGGGUGACUUAGGAGUAUUUGGAAGAAGCAUUCGGCUGGAGCCGAAGGUAAAUUGUCCAGGGUAAAGACUGUUUGGAGUCCCUGAAUAUAGAAAGCUACAAGUGCGUGGUCUUUCCCAGGAGUCAAACCCCAGAGUAGAUACACUGGUGGAGGGUAACAGUCUACUCACGUGGUAGCUGUUCUGUCACUUGUGUUUAAAGAGAGAGAUUGUCACUCAUCCUUGGUUCCUGCCCCCAUACAGUGACCUCAUUCUUGCAGUUUGCUUGAAAUGCUGGUGGGGCAGGAGUCCCAGGCUAUGUGGAGCUGGCUGGAGGGGGAGCUGGGCCGCCCUCAGUACGGACCCAGCGUGGUCCUCGGGCCAGGGGAGAAGGGGUGGCCCGUGCAGAGGCGUUCCCGCGCUGCCGCGCCAUUUAGCUGUGUCGGGAAAACCCGACUGUGCCAUAAUCGUUAUUACGAAGAAAACGCCAACCAACCUUCCCCUCUCCCCUGCCGGCCAUCGUCCAUUGAAAGUUAACUGAGCACAGUCUUUGUGGAAGUCAGGGAGGUUGCCAGAGCUGCGGGGUCCUGCCUGAGAGUGCUGAUUCCUGGUUUUCUACCAUCCAUUUACCUUCUGGUCUUCGGAGUGACCGGAGGCCCUGGGAAUGGCUGGGGUGCAGUCAGCUUUAGUGCGCCUCCCAGAGAGAUGGCUGAAAGACGUGGUCACCUUGGUGCUAAGAGACAACUGCCCUGUUUGCCCAGAGGCAAUAUGCAACUUCACCAAACUAUACAAGAGGGUCCCCUGACUGCGGUGGCCAGGAGUGAGACCAAACCAAGGGGGCACACUCUGUCGGUCAGGCCUGGGUAGAAUGGGAGUUCUUUAUCCAGAGUACGUGUUUUUAACAGAAAGCCGUAACUCGCCUUCAGACAGUGGCUAUGCUGAGGUGGGGGUGGGCUGUCCUCUCUGGGCUGCCUCCAGGCCUCACGAGGUCCCCUGUGGGGAUGCUGCUAUUUCUAAGAUGCAAAUUGCACAUUUCCUAGAUUUUGUAUCUGUGGAUUUGGAGAAGGGAGGGAGCAGGGACAAACUGCAUAUACAAUUUGAUAUGGGCCGAAAUGGUACUUCAGAUCUUUUGAUUGUUCCUAAAUAAAAACGUAAAUAUGUUUCACA